Messenger RNA from Brienomyrus brachyistius, 3954 nucleotides. RefSeq names its product band 4.1-like protein 3. The record is from RefSeq and is a predicted model, not a curated record. Gene Ontology annotation, molecular function: actin binding; structural molecule activity. The transcript has 24 exons. Bases 16 to 2982 code for a protein of 988 amino acids. Gene Ontology annotation, biological process: cortical actin cytoskeleton organization. NCBI's taxonomy places the organism in Eukaryota, Metazoa, Chordata, Actinopteri, Osteoglossiformes, Mormyridae. Gene Ontology annotation, cellular component: plasma membrane; cytoskeleton.
CACGUCGUGGCGUUCAUGCUGUGUGUUUCCCUCUCCAGAACGGCCCAAAGGGUGACUGAGAGCCCCCCAGCAGGCAGGCCUGAGUACCAGUCAGCAGAGGAGAAGGCGUCCAGCAGGCCGUCCCGGUCCCCUCUGAAGAGUCCCAACAAAGGCAGAAACAUGCAGUGCAAAGUCUCGCUCCUGGAUGGGACCGAGUACACCUGUGUGGUGGAGAAGCGGGCCAGGGGCCAACUCCUGUUUGACAAAGUGUGCGAUCACCUCAAUCUUCUGGAGAAGGACUACUUUGGUCUCACCUUCCGGGACGUGGAAAACCAGAAGAACUGGCUGGACCCUGCCAAGGAACUGAAGAAGCAGAUAAGAAGUGGCGCUUGGAGUUUCGCUUUCAAUGUGAAGUUCUACCCUCCGGACCCUGCGCAGUUGUCUGAGGAUAUCACAAGGUAUUACCUGUGCCUGCAGCUACGUGACGACGUCGUGUCGGGCCGCCUGCCCUGCUCCUUUGCCACACACACCGUCCUGGGCUCCUAUACAGUCCAGUCGGAGCUGGGGGACUACGACCCGGAAGAGCUGGCCGCCGACUAUGCCAGCGAGUUCCGCUUCGCGCCCAACCAGACCAAGGAGCUUGAGGAAAAAGUGAUGGACCUCCACAAAAACUACAAAGGAAUGACGCCUGCCGAAGCAGAAAUGCACUUCCUAGAAAACGCCAAGAAGCUCUCCAUGUAUGGAGUGGACCUCCAUCAUGCCAAGUUGAUAGGAAGCUUCUUUGAGUGCUUGGCUCCAGCUAAGAGGGAGGACUCCGAGGGUGUCGAGAUAAUGCUCGGGGUCUGUGCCAGCGGACUGCUCAUCUACCGCGACCGGCUGCGCAUUAACAGGUUCGCCUGGCCGAAGGUUCUCAAGAUCUCCUACAAGAGGAACAACUUCUACAUCAAGAUUCGCCCAGGGGAGUUUGAACAAUUUGAGAGCACCAUCGGCUUCAAGCUCCCUAACCACAGAGCGGCCAAGAGGCUCUGGAAAGUCUGCGUGGAGCAUCACACAUUUUUCAGGCUGGUGUCCCCGGAGGCCCCCCCUAAGAAGUUCCUCACGCUGGGCUCCAAGUUCCGCUACAGUGGCCGCACGCAGGCCCAGACCCGGUGGGCCAGCUCAAAGAUCAUGCGGCCCGCGCCAUACUUCGAGCGCUCCGCCAGCAAACGCUACACCAUGUCCCGCAGCCUGGACGGGGAGGUGGGUACUGUCCAGUACAGCACUGCCAAGGCCAUCGCCACCAGUGACCUGAUCACCACCGUAACGCCAGAGAAGAAGGCGGAGGAAGAAAGGGCUGAGGAAGAGGAGGAGAAGACGAAUGCCACAGAGGCGUCGGAGCCAGCCCCAACCACGCCGGUCAAAUACGACACCAAGUCCCACCCCUUCUCCCCCGACCCGCUGUCCCCUGAGCUGUCCCUGCCUUCCUCCCCGGUGUCGUCCGCCCGCGUGCGGCGGAGGCGUAGGGGGGGUUCCCGGCAGCGAGCCAUGUCGGUUAGCCCUGCCAAGAGCGGCGCGGGCUGCCGGUGGCGGCAGGCUUGCGCGGACCGCCGGGAGGCGCUCCUGGAGGAGCAGGCCCUACUGCUGUCCGCCCGCAAACAGCGGCUGGACCCCCGGAAGGGCGGCACCCUCUUCUCCUUCUCCCUGCACCUCCCUGACCUGUCUACUUUUCUGGACGAGGAUGGCUACCUCGCCUUCCCCGACCUGUCUGAGAUCCGCCUGCUCCCUGAGAGCGUGCAACACCUCCUUCCCAUCCGCUCUCCCUCUCUCAUCCCCUGCUUCCUCUUCAUCUUCUUCUUCUUGCUCUCCACCUCCUUCUCCGUCCCCUACGCUCUCACGCUCUCCUUCCCCCUGGCUCUUUGCCUCUGCUUCCUGGAGCCCAAGGCGGCCUCCUUGGGCACCUCGCUUGCCCAGGGCCUGAAUUACAGUUCAGAGGAAGAGACCGACAGUGAGCAGACUGACUUUGCGUGCGACGGAGAAACGACGGCCACAGAGUCGGACCAGGAGGAGGAGUCAGAAAUGAGGACUCAGUAUAGCUUCAUAAGGCGAGUGAAAGGGGACAAUGUAUUUGUGAAACACAGUAAUCUGAUGCUAGAGGAAUCUGCAACCCCAGAGGAGCUUGUCAAACGGCAGACCAAUAUAAGCGAGUUAAAGAGGUCGUUUUUGGAGACUGGCUCGGACACUUCCGGGCUCACAGAAUGGGAGAAGAGGCUGUCCGCGUCCCCCGUGAGGUCCCCAAGGCUGGAUGAGGCACCCAUGAUCGAGCCCCUCACACCCGAGGAUACCAAAGAAGACUCUGAAGCAACCGACAUGGACAUCCUGAAGCACAACGCCAGUGUUCCUGACGGCAAACCUGUCCAGCCUAAGCCGGCCUCUGAGAUGUCGCCACAGCUAGCUGUUCUGUUAGCAUCUGCGAGAGGUCAAACCGGCUCAAUGGGAUGGGUCACCUCUCCUUCACAUAGUCAGACCAUUUCCAAGACGACAGAAACGGUAACAGCGAAGGCACAUCCGUCUGUGGAAGCCGAGCAGCCAAACACCACCUCCAUAAGAAAGUCCCCAGUGCUGGAGACGGAGACUGUGAAUUUCCGUAGCACGGAGGGAAAAGAGGAGUUUGCCAUCAAGGAUGUUCCAGUCGUCCACACGGAAACAAAGACCAUUACUUAUGAAUCAUCAAUGGGUGAUGCCAGCUGUGACUCUGACCCUGGGUUGCUGAUGAGUGCGCAGACCAUCACCUCGGAGACGACAAGCACCACCACAACGACACACAUAACAAAGACUGUUAAAGGAGGCAUCUCAGAAACUAGAAUCGAGAAGAGAAUUGUCAUCACUGGAGAUGCAGACAUUGACCACGAUCAGGCGCUGGCUCAGGCCAUUAAGGAAGCCAAAGAGCAGCACCCUGACAUGUCAGUGACCAAAGUAGUGGUACAUAAAGAGACAGAGAUCACGCCCGUGGAGGGGGAAGAGUGAUGCAGGAAUGAGACCCACAGUUGAGAGGACUUUUUUUUUUUUUUUUUUUUUUCUUAAGAAAUAAACACACCCAAGAGGAAUUUUAUUUUGACGCCAACAUACAUUCUACAGAAAUUUCACUGCUUUGGACUAAUAAUCGUCCCACCUUUAAAAAUUUACCUUUGGGGAAACGGGCUGAUGUAUUCUCAAAUCUAGCUGAUCCAUCCAUGGAAAAUGCAUAUUGCAUGACAAAAAAAGCAAUUUUGCAUUUUGUUAGACAAUGAAAUUGUAACUGGCUCGUAAUCCACCUGCACGCUCAAACAGGCAGAAGUGUCAAGGGAAGAUGACUCUUUCUACCAACUUAUGAACUGAAGUAUUUUAAAAUGGCAUCAUUUCUUUACCUUCAUUUUAUAUGACAGAACCUACCACUCCAGAAGAUGCUACAGGCCAUACAAGAGUGCAGUAUUUAACCAUUCAGUAGAUGUGCCAACCAAAUUGCCAAGCUAUCUCCAUUAUUUUACUGAUCUUAAUCAUCUUGCCUGCCAAACAAUAGUAACAAUAAAUGAACCUUAAAUUUUAAAAAGGUUGGAAUAUAAUGCGUACAUUUGCUUAUUAGGCAAGAAGUGUGCUUAAUUUUUCUCCUUUGUUUUUACUGUAUUUUCCCACCAAUUAUCCCACAAUAAAGAUGAAAACGCUAAAUGUAUAAUAUUUUUGUGUAAGUUAAAACAAAGAUUGAAAGCUAUUGCUUGGGGAUCUUAUCCUGUGACACAUACAUGGGCCACAUCUGUAUAAUUAGCAGACCCUCACACUUGGCUGAGCCUUCAUCAGUGCAGUGUGGACAGCGUCUGCGUGAAUCGUGUGCUCUAUCCCGUCAGCUGCAGUACCAUCCAUAUGAAAUGUUUUUUCCACAUUAGUGAAAUAAAAGUGGCAGAUGCAUUUUUUUUGUGAUUUUACUUUGUCGUCUUUUUAAUAAAAUAUACCAAUGGGGAAAAA